UAGGGAAGUGUGUCCCGAACGGAAGCCUUUAUGGGUCAGUUCCAGUCGGCGUGUUCAUUUAAACAAGAGGACCCGACCGAGGCAGAGGCCUGAACCCGAGAACAGACUCUAACGGACAGACUGAUGGAGUGGCAGCCAGAUGAGCAGGGACUCCAGCAGGUCCUCCAGCUGCUCAAAGACUCUCAGUCUCCGAACACGGUCACUCAGAGGGCGGUCCAACAAAAACUCGAACAACUCAACCAGUUUCCAGACUUCAACAACUAUCUCAUCUUCGUCCUGACGCGGCUCAAAACGGAAGAUGAGCCGACCCGCUCUCUGAGUGGUCUGAUCCUGAAGAACAAUGUGAAAGCUCACUAUCAGAACUUUCCCCCAACUGUGGCCGACUUCAUCAAGCAGGAAUGUCUCAACAACAUCGGAGACCCCUCACCGCUCAUCCGGGCCACUAUUGGCAUCCUGAUCACGACCAUCGCCUCGAAGGGAGAGCUGCAGACGUGGCCCGAGCUGCUGCCUCAGCUCUGCAACCUGCUCAACUCGGAGGACUACAACACCUGCGAGGGCUCGUUUGGAGCGCUGCAGAAGAUCUGUGAGGACUCAUCCGAGCUGCUGGACAGCGACGCUCUCAACAGACCGCUGAACAUCAUGAUACCCAAGUUCCUGCAAUUCUUCAAGCACUGCAGCCCAAAGAUCAGGUCUCAUGCCAUAGCCUGUGUGAACCAGUUUAUCAUCGGCAGAGCCCAGGCCCUAAUGGACAACAUCGACACCUUCAUAGAGAGCUUGUUUGCGCUGGCAGCAGACGAGGACUCUGAGGUUAGGAAGAACGUGUGCCGAGCCCUGGUCAUGUUACUGGAGGUCCGCAUCGACCGCCUCAUCCCCCACAUGCACAGCAUCAUCCAGUACAUGCUGCAGAGAACCCAGGACCCCGAUGAAAACGUUGCCCUGGAGGCCUGCGAGUUCUGGCUGACUUUAGCAGAGCAGCCCAUCUGUAAGGAGGUGCUGUCAGGACACCUGAUGCAACUGAUUCCUAUCCUGGUGAAUGGGAUGAAGUAUUCAGAGAUAGACAUCAUAUUAUUAAAGGGUGACGUGGAGGAGGAUGAGGCUGUACCGGACAGCGAUCAGGACAUCAAACCCCGUUUCCACAAGUCCCGCACUGUGACUCUGCAGCACGAAGGAGGGGAGGGCGAAGAGGGCGAGGACAUAGAUGAUGAAGAUGAUGAUGAUGAUGAUGACACGCUGUCUGACUGGAACCUUCGUAAAUGUUCAGCUGCAGCGUUGGAUGUGCUGGCCAACGUGUUUCGUGACGAGCUGCUGCCUCACCUUCUGCCACUCCUGAAGGGUCUGCUCUUCCACCCUGACUGGGUCAUCAAGGAGUCUGGCAUCCUGGUGUUAGGGGCCAUAGCUGAAGGCUGCAUGCAGGGCAUGGUGCCAUACCUGCCGGAGCUCAUCCCUCACCUCAUCCAGUGCCUGUGUGACAAAAAGGCUCUGGUGCGCUCCAUCGCCUGCUGGACUCUGAGUCGCUAUGCACACUGGGUGGUCUCCCAGCCCCCCGACUCCUACCUUAAACCCCUCAUGACAGAGCUUCUCAAACGCAUCCUGGAUGGAAACAAGAGGGUGCAGGAGGCUGCCUGCAGUGCAUUUGCCACUCUUGAAGAGGAGGCAUGCACAGAACUGGUGCCGUACCUGAGCUUCAUCCUGGACACUCUGGUGUUUGCGUUUGGGAAGUACCAACACAAGAACCUGCUUAUCCUGUACGAUGCUAUAGGAACUCUGGCGGACUCAGUGGGUCACCACCUCAACCAGCCGGAGUACAUUCAGAAGCUGAUGCCACCUCUCAUUGCAAAGUGGAAUGAACUGAAGGAUGAAGACAAAGAUCUCUUCCCCCUGCUAGAGUGUCUGUCGUCAGUGGCCACCGCCCUGCAGAGCGGCUUCCUGCCUUACUGUGAGCCCGUGUAUCAGCGCUGUGUCACACUCGUCCAGAAGACUUUAGCUCAGGCCAUGAUGUACAACCAGCAUCCAGACCAGUAUGAGGCUCCUGAUAAGGACUUUAUGAUCGUGGCCUUGGACCUGCUGAGCGGUCUGGCUGAGGGUCUCGGGGGUCACGUGGAGCAGCUGGUGGCCCGUUCCAACAUCAUGACUCUGCUCUUCCAGUGCAUGCAGGACACGAUGCCUGAGGUGAGGCAGAGCUCCUUCGCUCUGCUUGGAGAUCUGACUAAGGCCUGUUUCCUGCAUGUGAAGCCCUGCAUUGCUGAGUUCAUGCCCAUCCUCGGCCUCAAUCUGAACCCGGAGUUUAUUUCGGUGUGUAACAACGCCACCUGGGCCAUCGGAGAGAUCUCUAUGCAGAUGGGCAGGAGUGUGAAGCAGCAGACAGGGGACUGUUCCGGUGCAGAGAUGCAGCCGUAUGUAAGCAUGGUUCUACCACACCUGGUGGAGAUCAUCAACAGACCCAACACACCCAAGACUCUGCUGGAAAACACAGCCAUCACGAUUGGCAGACUGGGAUAUGUCUGUCCUCAGGAGGUGGCCCCACAGCUGCAGCAGUUCAUCAGACCUUGGUGCACGUCGCUGAGGAACAUCAGAGAUAAUGAGGAGAAGGACUCUGCCUUCAGGGGGAUCUGUGUGAUGAUCGGGGUGAACCCAGCAGGUGUGGUGCAGGACUUUAUUUUCUUCUGUGACGCCGUGGCCUCCUGGGUCAACCCUAAAGACGAUCUGAGAGACAUGUUUUAUAAGAUCCUUCAUGGCUUCAAGGAGCAGGUUGGGGAGGAGAACUGGCAGCAGUUCUCAGAGCAGUUUCCUCCUCUAUUGAAGGAGCGCUUGUCUGCCUGUUAUGGUGUCUAACCAUUACCCCCCCGUUCACACAGGACGGAUCUAUUAGGUUCUUCUCGGGGAGGGUUUCUGGGGAACUCUUUGCACUGCCCAGAUUGUGGGGAGAAACCAGAGCUGGAGGGACAUGGCUUUGAUCCUCCCCUUAGCGGACGGCCCGCUUCCCCCCUGCGCCCUGUGUGUCUCUCUGAGGGAGGGUGGGAGGAGGGUGGUGGGUGUGGGAGGGUUAACUGGGGAUAUAGAUAUACCUCUGGGAUUAAACACCUCACUAAAUCCAACACGCUCAAAGUGACUUUGCUGACAGCAGCGCAGGGAUCCUGAGACGGCGAGGACUUACCAAGGCGGGCUUCCGCAGCCCCCCCCCCCCCCCCGAUUACAUUAGCCUGUUAAGAUAGGGAACAAGGGGGUGCGGGUAGAUAGGUACAUUAAAAGGAAUUAUGUGGGGGGUUAAGCUACAAGCCACAAGUCCCAAACCCCACAAUGCACACAGCCUGAGAUCAACUCACACCACAGGUGUGUUCCAACAGGCUCACGGCUGAACCAAAACAGGCUUUUACUUUGAAACAGGAAGUGUGCAUCAGCGCUGCAGCUUUAAGGAUACGCUGCAGUAAUGUUCGUUGUGCACAUGUAUGGGUAUGUUCUCUUUUCAGCUGAAGUUAAUUUCCCCUCGGUAGUUUGAUUCCUCUGUUUUUUGUCCUGCCUGUGUUUAAGGCAUAAUGAGAUGCAGUCCAUCUGUCUAAUGUUCCACAGUUUCCUGUUAGAGCAUGUGAUCUUUCACCUCAUCAGUGACGCAUGUUGGAGUGUGGACAGUCUGUUUAAACCAUCAGCUGCUUGGUUGUGCUGUCCUCCUGCUCUUACAUCAUGUCUGAUUGUUGUAGUCUAACAGAGAGGUAUAUAUCUGUGUGUGAGAAUAUCUGCAGGUAGAUUAAUAACAGGAGUUGUGUGAGUGUUUAGAGUUAAAUACUGUCGUCAGAGGAGAAUCCCUUCUGCUGCUGCUGCCUCGUUUUUAGAUGAUUUAAGAAUCAGACGUAAUGCGAGCGCUCCGACAUCACUAAGAAUGAAUUAUUGGUUCGUACUGAUAGAAAUGCACUUUUUUGGGAAGACGUUAAACUGUAAGACGUACAGUAAUGAGAUACUGAUCUUUAUACAUAGGGAAUUUUGAAAGUGAUUUUAGGACUGUUAAUGGUUUAAGUGAAAAUAAUAAUGUUGAGAUAUGAAGGGGGUCAGACUGCAGGCCUCUGAUCAGUUUUAUAAAGAAACUCCUGAAGUGGAUUAAAAAGGAGAGGUCAUCUUAUUACAGUAUUUUUGUUCCAUGUCCCAGUGCUCCUGUGGAUCCCUGUCGAUGUCAGUCCCCUGAUUUAGUUUUGCUGCAUCCUUUCAGAUUUCUUUCACUGUUGGAAACAUUGCAUGCUCCUCUCAAUAUUUCCUACAUGUUUGAUAACCGGGUCGUUUGGCGGCCGCGUCGGGCUGAGGCGAUGUCAAUGCAACUCUCUGCUGGACCAAUCAGGCUCGCCCCCGGACCACAGAGUGACUGUUGCUGCCAUGUUUUAUCUGCCCGUUCAUACUGUGUGGGGAACACACCGACCACUACAGUCCACCUGGGAACACACAGACCACUACAGUCCACCUGGACAAACACCGACCCCUACAGUCCACCUGGACAAACACCGACCCCUACAGUCCACCUGGGAACACACAGACCACUACAGUCCACCUGGACAAACACCGACCCCUACAGUCCACCUGGACAAACACCGACCCCUACAGUCCACCUGGACAAACACCGACCCCUACAGUCCACCUGGACAAACACCGACCCCUACAGUCCACCUGGACACACACUGACCCCUACAGUCCACCUGGACACACACAGACCCCUACAGUCCACCUGGACAAACACCGACCCCUACAGUCCACGUGGACAAACACCGACCCCUACAGUCCACCUGGACACACACUGACCCCUACAGUCCACCUGGACACACACAGACCCCUACAGUCCACCUGGACAAACACCGACCCCUACAGUCCACCUGGACAAACACCGACCCCUACAGUCCACCUGGACACACACUGACCCCUACAGUCCACCUGGACACACACAGACCCCUACAGUCCACCUGGACAAACACAGACCCCUACAGUCCACCUGGACAAACACCGACCCCUACAGUCCACCUGGACAAACACCGACCCCUACAGUCCACCUGGACACACACUGACCCCUACAGUCCACCUGGACACACAGACCCCUACAGUCCACCUGGACACACACAGACCCCUACAGUCCACCUGGACAAACACCGACCCCUACAGUCCACCUGGACACACACUGACCCCUACAGUCCACCUGGACACACACAGACCCCUACAGUCCACCGACCCUGGAUGUUUGUUUAGAGGUGGUGGUCUUUAUCCAGUGGUCUGGUCUACUCCCCAGUAGCUUCUCAGGGGAUGGCUGUAAUGGAGGGGGGUGUUCUGUAGAAGCGAGCGUUGUGUAGAUUUUGCUCCAGCCCUGCGGCGAGGUGGCGUUCAGGGUGAACUCUGCGUCGUGUGUAAACGUUGUUCCGUCUGAGCGUUAAAUGAAAUCAAACAUAAGAUGUAAGUUUUUGAGUUUUUGCAGCCACAGAUUAUUUUAUGAAAUAAGAACUGAUGCUGAGUUUCGUUGAUGAUCCGACUCUUUAAGUCCGGAUAUUGUCUCCAGGUGUGACCGGCAGGUGAGCAUGCAGAUCAAAGAGGGGCGCUCGCUCUCCAGGCUGUUUCUGGAGGAUCAGUGAGAGUCUUUUUGUGUCCCCUAUGUGUAACUGAUAAAAAACAAAUACAUUUAAAAUUUGUCCAUUUUUUUAUUUUGAUGCACAUGUGAAAGUUUUUUUUAUUUAUUUUGUUUUUUAAAAUGUUUUAUUUGUGCUUUGUUGCACAAAUUUUUUUUAACUUUAAAAGUUUUCUUUUUUUAUUCUUUUAAUUUAAAGAGGUUUAGUUUUCGUUGUUUUAUAGCGGACUGUUUUUCAUGUUAAUCUGAGGAGUUUGAAGUAGGAGGUGCUCGGUGCAAACCUUUGGGUAAGAUUAAAAUCUGGAUGAGCGGAGGUGAACAGUGGAACAUGACGGAGGUCCUUUUUGCUCUUGUGCAGCGGGAUGUUAUCCCAUGAUUCCCUUUAUUUAAUUUUUGUUAGGGGUAAAUAAAUGUUUUCUAUUAAACUCUGA
Messenger RNA from Notolabrus celidotus (New Zealand spotty), 6018 nucleotides. RefSeq names its product transportin-2. The record is from RefSeq and is a predicted model, not a curated record. Lineage: Eukaryota; Metazoa; Chordata; Actinopteri; Labriformes; Labridae. Gene Ontology annotation, cellular component: cytoplasm; nucleus. Gene Ontology annotation, biological process: protein import into nucleus. The transcript has 26 exons. Bases 124 to 2832 code for a protein of 902 amino acids. Gene Ontology annotation, molecular function: small GTPase binding; nuclear import signal receptor activity.